AUGACUGUCACAGUAGUGUAUGAUAACUCUGAGGCAACGGAGCUCUGUGCAGCUCAACACCUCUACCUCAAGCCCAUAGCAAAAUUGACGAUCAAUGUAUUGCUCCCAGAGAGUACAGAACCUGUGAGGCCCUUCUCGAACUGGGAAGUUCUUGACCAACUGAAGAGCCUGAUUUGCCCUGACCAGUUCACCACCGUUCGACUCUCUAAGAGUACCAAGGACUUCAUCCGAUUUGAGGGUGAGGCUGAAACUCUAAGUUUGGUUCAGAUCCUGAAGGCCAAGCUACAUGGGAAGAUCAUCAAGCUGAAUGGAUUGAAAACAGACUUAAAAGUUGUGGCUACAGAUGCCCAGAGAGAAUGGGAACACUUCCCCAAGGUAAAGGAACCUUCACUGAGUGAUGGGACUGAAGAGCAGGACCAUGAUAAGAGCCCAGAUGCCAUCUAUUUUGAGGGCUUACCUUGUAAGUGGUUUGCACCUAAAGGGUCCAGUGGGGAAAAGCCAUGUGAAGAGAUUCUUCGUGUAGUCUUUGAAAGCUUUGGGAAGAUCAAGAAUGUGGAUAUCCCUAUGCUUGACCCCUACAGAGAAGUGAUGACUGGGGGGACCUUUGGAAGUCUGAGCUAUGGCUUGCAGACAUUCGAGGCCUUUAUACAAUACCAAGAGUUAACUGACUAUGUCAAAGCCAUGGAGUCCCUCCGCGGAAUGAAAUUGAUGCUUAAAGGAGAUGAUGGGAAAGCUCUGGCAUGUAAUAUUAAGGUUAUGUUUGAUACCACCAAACACUUCAGUGAAGGAGCUAUAAGGAAGAGAAAUCAGGAAAGGCUAAAAUUGCAAGAGCUGGAGGAAGAAAGGAAAAAAGAAAAGAAGAGAGAAGAGGAAGAAGCUGAAAGAAAAAGAAAAGAGGAAAGGAAAAUGCAUGAAAAGAGGAGGAAGCCCAGGGUCAAGAGGCGAGUCUUGAAGGAAAGAGAUAGACAUCGGAGAAAGAAACACAAGGACAAAGGCACAGCUGAGGUGUCUCAGGACCCUGACUCUUCAGAGGAGUGGAAGGAGAGGACGUACCUACUGGCUCUGAGGCAUGUUGAAGCCCUUCGGUUGCUGCGCAUACUCCUGAGGAAAAUUGCAGUCAGCAAGUCUGAUGACCAGCUUUCCUCGACUGAUGGAGAGAGCCAUCUUUUGGAAGAGAAUGAUGGUUACCAGGGCAAAGACCCCGAAUCCAAAGAGAAAAGCCAAGUUUCUUCACCGGACAGAUCAGUGGGUUUAGCUUUGGAAUGGAAAGACGCGUUAGAGGAAAUCAGUAGUGACUCUGAAUGUUUCAAUGAAACCCUUAGCAAUGGGGAGCAAGAGAAUUCUGUGGCUGUAUAUCAUAGUUCCCCAGAAAAAAGACCCCUUGACUCGGAUAAAAUCGUAAGUUCUGAUCAAGAAGCUAGAUCAGGUCAGCAGAUCUUGUAUUCAAAAUGUAAGCAGGAUGGAGAGAAAAAACACUCUAAAUGCAAUUUUAGGAAACCAGACCAGAGGUCUAAGUGUGAAUUGAGAUACCCAUGGCUUGAAGAUGAAGACGAUUCCUUUAGAGACAAGAAAAGCAACAGCAAAAAGAGGGAAAAGCCAGGCCCCAGAUACUUGUUGGAUGAAGGCUACUAUCACAGGUCCAGUUCCAUUGAUCUGCUAGAGGACAUUGCAAAAAAGAGGAGGAGAUUUAAUGGUACCACGUUUGACCAGAAAGUGAACUAUAGACCCUCUCAUGUGCCAAUGACAUCAGCAAGAAGUGCUAAUGCUUUCUGUUUGAGAGAUUUUUCCAGAAAAAGAGUGACUCCUUGGAAGUCAAAAUAUAACCAAGAUGAAAGAAGGUCUAAAAGACAUGGAAAUUCUGAAAAUUUUAUGCUGAAUUCUGGUAGCGAUUAUGUCAGACAUAAGAGUCAGGAAGACAUUGACUAUGGAAACUAUUUAGGAAACAGCUACACUAGUUCUUUGUAUUUUCAAAUGUUUUGA
This is a messenger RNA of Chrysochloris asiatica (Cape golden mole), 1980 nucleotides long. Its product is annotated as A-kinase anchor protein 17B-like. The coding region runs from base 1 to 1980 and encodes 659 amino acids. NCBI's taxonomy places the organism in Eukaryota, Metazoa, Chordata, Mammalia, Afrosoricida, Chrysochloridae. The record is from RefSeq and is a predicted model, not a curated record. Gene Ontology annotation, molecular function: RNA binding. The transcript has 4 exons.